AUGCCGGGUGUCAAGCAAGAAGUGCAAAAAGACCAGCUGGUGCCGGCAGAGGGUGCCAAGAAGAAGUACGUGCGAGACAAACUGGCAUCACAAGACGACGAAAAGAACCGAACAACUUGUCGCAUGAGAUUGAGUGCAGAAGAAAUUGAGCUUGUCAAGGCAUUCCGCAGAAGCAAGCGGCCUGGUGCUUACAUGGAGUUGGAGUCGCGGAACCAGCUCUUGGAACAUCGGCUGAAGCACAUGGUGCAGCGCGUGUCCGCCUACCUCCGUAGGAUAAGGGGCGACGAUGCUGUGGAGGAGUUUCUUGAAACUGUUGGCGCGUAA
Molecule: messenger RNA, 324 nt
Organism: Symbiodinium natans
Lineage: Eukaryota; Dinophyceae; Suessiales; Symbiodiniaceae
Source: the annotation of a GenBank genome assembly